Messenger RNA from Magnusiomyces paraingens, 1035 nucleotides. RefSeq lists its product as uncharacterized. The coding region runs from base 1 to 1035 and encodes 344 amino acids. Lineage: Eukaryota; Fungi; Ascomycota; Dipodascomycetes; Dipodascales; Dipodascaceae. The transcript has a single exon. The record is from RefSeq and is a predicted model, not a curated record. Gene Ontology annotation, molecular function: oxidoreductase activity, acting on the CH-OH group of donors, NAD or NADP as acceptor.
AUGACACAUUCUAAAGUUUUACUUACCGGCGCUUCCGGUUUUUUGGGCAUCUAUGUGCUUAAGACCCUUUUUGAGCACGGAUACUCUGUUAAGGCCACUGUUCGCUCAAAGGAAAAGGGCGACUAUCUAAUUGCAACUUUCCCCAAUAAACCUCUGGAAAUUGCAAUUGUCGAAGACAUUCAAGAACCUGAUGCCUUUGACGAGGCUCUCAAGGAUACAUCCAUCACAGCCGUCAUUCACACAGCAUCACCUUUUUUUUCUGCUAAAACUGAUCCAGUCAAGGAGCUCUUAGAUCCAGCAAUCAAAGGCACCAAAAAUAUUCUCCGAGCUAUAAAAACACACGCCCCGCAAGUUACUACAGUGGUCAUCACCUCUUCUAAUGCUGCCAUUAACAACGUCUCCAAGUAUUAUGAUCACAGUUUUGUUCACACCGAAAAAACCUGGGCUGAUGUAACUUGGGACCAAGCUAUCUCCGAUCUCAACUUGACUUACCGUGGCAGUAAGACGUUUGCCGAGCGUGCAUUUUGGGACUUUAUUGCAGAAGAAAAACCAAACUUCACUGGUACAACUGUCAAUCCCACACUUAUUUUCGGACCCCUCUUGCAACAAGUUGCUUCACCGGAAGCCAUCAAUACUUCGAAUGCUUUUUUGUGGAAAUUUUUGAUUCACUCUAAGCCAAACGAUACUACAGACACAUAUUCCAAUAACCCAGAUCUUUGGGUAGACGUUCGUGAUGUAGCUUUGGCUCACGUCUUGCCUCUCGAAAAGCCUUCUCUUGCAGGUAAACGUUUGUUUCUGACUUCCGAUUUUUACACAGUUCAAACGCUUCUUGACAUUGUUAAUGAAAGGGUUCCUGCACUUAGAGGAAAGAUUGCAAUUGGCCAGCCAGGUACCGGAAACAAAAAUGUAGAGAAGGUGUAUCAGUAUGAUAACCAUGUUACCAACGAAUUACUCGGCAUCAAAUAUCAUACUUUGGACGACACUAUUGUUGAAACUGUGAAUUCUCUUUUAGAACUUAAGGAUAAUAAUGCUUAA